Eublepharis macularius is the source of this 739-nucleotide messenger RNA. RefSeq names its product ribosomal protein L13a (gene RPL13A). The transcript has 8 exons. The record is from RefSeq and is a predicted model, not a curated record. Gene Ontology annotation, molecular function: structural constituent of ribosome; mRNA binding. Gene Ontology annotation, cellular component: cytosolic large ribosomal subunit; ribosome. Lineage: Eukaryota; Metazoa; Chordata; Lepidosauria; Squamata; Eublepharidae. Bases 84 to 695 code for a protein of 203 amino acids. Gene Ontology annotation, biological process: translation; negative regulation of translation.
GGUUCCUAAACGGCCGGAAAAGGGUAAUCCCGCGGCGUGCUCUGGGCGGAGCCUCUUUUCCGUGAGGCCGCCGAGAAGCAGCCAUGACGGAGCCGAAGGUUUUGGUGAUUGAUGGACGUGGCCACCUUUUGGGUCGUCUGGCAGCCAUUGUAGCUAAGCAAGUCUUGCUGGGGCGCAAAGUUGUGGUCGUGCGAUGUGAAGGGAUCAACAUCUCUGGCAACUUCUACCGCAACAAGUUGAAAUACCUUGCUUUCCUGCGUAAGCGUAUGAACACCAACCCCUCUCGGGGCCCAUACCACUUCCGUGCCCCCAGCCGAAUCUUCUGGAGAACAGUGCGAGGAAUGCUCCCACACAAGACCAAACGAGGUCAGGCUGCCUUGGAGAGGCUGAAGGUUUUUGAUGGCAUCCCCCCUCCCUAUGAUAAGCGCAAGAGGAUGGUGGUGCCGGCUGCCCUGAAAGUGGUCCGCCUCAAGCCCACUCGCAAGUUUGCUUAUCUGGGCCGCCUUGCACAUGAGGUUGGCUGGAAGUACCAGGCCAUCACAGCUACCCUGGAGGAGAAACGUAAGGAGAAGGCCAAGCUCCACUACACCAGGAAGAAGCAGCUGAUGAAACUCCGAAAGCAGGCAGAGAAAAACGUGGAGAGCAAGAUCGCGAAGUACACAGACGUCCUGAAGCAGUAUGGCAUCCUGGUUUAAAUAGCAUCCAGGCUUGUUUGACAAUAAAAAAAAAGUUUACAGUC